This is a messenger RNA of Lathyrus oleraceus (garden pea), 861 nucleotides long. RefSeq lists its product as uncharacterized. The transcript is spliced from 2 exons. Gene Ontology annotation, molecular function: nucleic acid binding; RNA-DNA hybrid ribonuclease activity. The record is from RefSeq and is a predicted model, not a curated record. NCBI's taxonomy places the organism in Eukaryota, Viridiplantae, Streptophyta, Magnoliopsida, Fabales, Fabaceae. The coding region runs from base 1 to 861 and encodes 286 amino acids.
AUGGAUCCAAUAAAGUACAUAUUUGAAAAGCGUGUUCUUGCUGGUAGAAUUGCCCGGUGGCAAAUGUUGCUAACCGAGUAUGAUAUACAGUAUGUGACCCAGAAAGCAAUUAAAUUGAGUAUUUUGUCUGACUAUCUAGCUCACCAGCCUGUUGAAGGCUACCAAUCAUUAAAGUUUGACUUUCCAGAUGAAUACAUCAUGUUUAUCAGAGAUUUUACUAUGCCAGGCUUCGAGGUAAGCCCUGAGGAAGGCCCCGAACCAGGAUCGCGAUGGACGCUCGUGUUCGGCGGUGCUUCCAAUGCCCGAGGUCUUGGUAUAGGUGUUGUUAUCACUUCUCCAACUAGUUUCGACAUCCCCUUCACCGCUAGAUUAUGUUUUGACUGCACCAACAAUAUUGCAGAAUAUGAAGCAUGUAUCUACGAUUUAGAGGCGGCAACCGACGUGAGAAUCAAAAUCCUUGAGGUAUUCGGUGAUUCAGCUCUAGUAAUCAGUCAAGUGAAAGGCGACUGGGAGACUCGAGAUAGCAAGUUGAUACCCUACAAAGAGCAUAUCAGAAAACUGAUCCCUUAUUUUGAUGAGAUCUCCUUUCAUAAUAUUUCUAGGGAAGAAAAUCAGUUAGCAGACGCUCUAGCUAUGCUGGCAUCUAUGUUCAAAGUCAAGUGGAAGAAUGAGGCAUCAUCCAUCCAGAUUGACCACUUAGAUGAACCAGCACAUUGUCUAGCAAUUGAGGCGAAUCCUGACGAUAAGCCUUGGUUCUAUGAGAUAAAGACAUUUCUGGAGAAACGACAGUAUCCUGAGGGUGUCAUCCUUGAAAAGAAAUUAACGGUUUCAGUUUCGGCUUUACGUCGUCACACCGCCUAA